CUGGGGAAAAUCAAUGCGUCUGAUCAACCUUCUGAGGAUUUCUUCACAGCAUCACUGAGAUAAAAAUCCAAGAAUGCCUAUUAAUAGGGAGACAUCUGUAAAGCUCGCAGCAGAGAGUACUAGACAUCUAGCACAGUCAAAGCUGGUAGGCACUGUCCUCUGCAAGCCAUGUGGCUGUACCUGGUAGCCCUCCUGGGCCUGUACUACCUGCUGCGCUGGUACCGGGAGAGGCAGGUGGUGAGCCACCUCCAAGACAAGUACGUCUUCAUCACAGGCUGCGGCUCUGGCUUCGGGAACCUGCUGGCCAGACAGCUGGACACGAGAGGCUUGAGGGUUCUGGCUGCAUGCAGGACAGAGGAGGCAGCGGAGCAGCUGAAGGCCCAGGCAUCACACAGGCUGGAGACGGUGACUCUGGAUGUCACUAAGGCAGAGAACAUCACUGCAGUCACCCAGUGGGUGAAGGAGCGUGUAGGGGACAGAGGACUCUGGGGCCUGGUGAAUAACGCUGGCAUCUGCCAGCCCGCUGGCCCUAACGAGUGGCUGACGAAGCAGGACUUUGUGACCAUACUAGACGUGAACCUGCUGGGGGUGAUCGAAGUGACUCUGAGCCUGCUGCCCUUAGUGAGGAAGGCCAGGGGCCGCGUGGUCAACGUCUCCAGCAUCCUGGGCCGGGUGUCGCUUUAUGGUGGCGGCUAUGCUAUUUCCAAGUAUGGCAUCGAGGCCUUCUCGGACUCCCUCAGACCUCUGAAGUCCCGGCCCUCAGCAUGUCUGUCUUGCAGGAGGGAGCUCGCCCACUUUGGGGUGAAGGUGGCUGUGAUCGUGCCUGGUCACUACAGGACGAACAUGACCAACACUGAGAGAGUUUUGCAGAAUGUCCAGAUAAUGUGGGACAAUGUCAGCCCUGAGAUCAAGGAGAUCUAUGGCCAAAAGUUUCUAGCAUCCUACCUCAAAAUAAUAUCUGAAAAGCAUAUGGCCGCAUGCAGCCUGAAUCUGUCUGAGGUGACGGACUGCAUGGAGCAUGCGCUGACCGCCUGCCACCCCCGCACCCGGUACUCAGCUGGCUGGGACGUCAAGCUUCUCUACCUCCCCCUGAGCUACAUGCCCACCUUCCUGGUGGAUGCUGUUGUCAGCUGGGGCCUCCCAAGGCCGGACAAAGCCCUGUGAA
Molecule: messenger RNA, 1165 nt
Organism: Otolemur garnettii (small-eared galago)
Lineage: Eukaryota; Metazoa; Chordata; Mammalia; Primates; Galagidae
Product: retinol dehydrogenase 16-like
Exons: 4
Coding region: 169-1164 (331 amino acids)
Molecular function (GO): oxidoreductase activity
Source: RefSeq, a predicted model, not a curated record